This is a messenger RNA of Drosophila ficusphila, 1192 nucleotides long. RefSeq lists its product as uncharacterized. Lineage: Eukaryota; Metazoa; Arthropoda; Insecta; Diptera; Drosophilidae. The coding region runs from base 88 to 1095 and encodes 335 amino acids. The record is from RefSeq and is a predicted model, not a curated record. The transcript has a single exon.
UCAGCUGCCAGCUCCUAAAACUUCAAACAACUGCCUUUUUUUUUGUUAAAUUUAUUUCAAGGCUAAAACACUUAACUAAACCUCAAAAUGGAAAUCCGGGAGCGACUCUACACCAUAAUGGUGAACCAGAGCUCCUUGUCGCGUUCCACGGUGACCGAGAGCAUGGCCAAGUUCGCGAUUCAGAAUCUUGAAGGUUCCGUGAGUCUUGAGAAGACAAUUGUGAGGAUUCUUCUGGCGAUUGAGGACAAGUACCGCAACUACUUCGAGGCCUACCAAAAGGAGAUGGAGCUGCAGAGGAUCGCAGCUCAGACUUUGAGUCAACUGAUCCAACGCUAUAAGAUCACCAUGCAAGUGGACACGAGCUGCAUGUGUCCGAAUAUCUACGAAAUCGAAUCGGAGGAGGCAAUACUAAACAAAUACUAUCUGCACUACCAGGUGAUAGUUAGUUCGAAUAAAAACCAAGGAUGGGCCAUCCAUCAUCUGCGACAGUUUGUCCUAAUUUUCCGAAGAGAGUGCUCAAAGUUGGAUCAUAAAGCGGAGAGUUCUUUCAUCAUGGGUGAUGCUUUUCACAGGCCGAUCAAGUUUUUCAUGGAGUUGGUGGAUGAGUUGUUUGCCUACUUCUAUUCCGGUCAUUUGCAGUUGGAUUGCGCUGCCCGACUGUUGGAUCCCUUGGAUCUGAGUAGCCUGGAGCACUACCAAAAGCUACUGGCUCCCAAUGAGGAUUUCGAUGAGUACUUCCUGCACAACAUCAGCUUCUGCCAGUGCCUGCGACCGCCUCCUAGAUGUGCUACAUACGAGUGCCACCAGAAGAUCAAGGAUCAGGCAGAACCCUAUAUUUCGCAGGCCAAGAAGGCAAGAUGUCUGAGGCGUUUCAACAAGAUGGCCAACUUGGAGGUGGAGGAUCCGAAGAGAGAGAGCGGUGAAGUCAAACGGGAGCCAUCGGUCGUCAGCACUCACAGCGAGAAGUUGGCCAAAAGUAUCAGUCGUAAUAGCCGCGAUUCGACUCAGCUGAGGGAACCACUUCCAGCUGUUAGCCAACAACACGAGUUGGACCUAACCAAUCAGCUGAGGAAUGCCAUUAAUAUCAUCUGCUAACUCCACUCCUGGCUCGAAAUUAUGUUUCUAUGGCUCCGCUAAUCUGAAUUACGUAAACUUAAAAUGUAAUGUCAGCCAAUUAAACGGGCGAAGUGCA